CUGUCAGACUAGAGCAAAGGUCAAAGAAUGAGUGACGCAAGGACAUUACAGCACUAGAAAGAGAGCAUACACAUAGAAUACACUGACAUUUCAGGACCAGAGUGAUCUGACUGGGCAACACAACACAAGAGAGGAACCUCAGAAGAUAGGUACUGAAGAAAAAAGACCAGAUAUAUAGGUACAUCAAGCUAUUUAGGGUUUGUCGCUUUUCCAAACUCAGACUAUCUGCUGGGUGAAUAGAAUGGAUUAUGCCAAGAAGUCUCUCAAUCUGUUCUCACCUUCGCUCUCCAAUAUAUCUAGCAGAUGUGUAGCAGCCAGUGCAUCUGUCCUGCCCAAGUUUAACCCGCGCCCCAGACCGUUCCGGGUCACCAACUCAGACCGUUCUUUAAAAAAAGGCGUUAUGGCAGAUGGACUGAGAGACUUAAUGAACAAGACUAUGGAUGUGUUCAGUGUGUCCUGCGUAGAAGGCCUUGUGUUGGAUGAAGAUGGAACAGGAGUGGACACAGAGGACUUCUUCCAGACUCUCAAGGACAGCACUGUGCUAAUGGUCUUGGAGAAAGGACAAAAGUGGACACCUCAACAGAGCAGUCUAUUAGGAGGUCAAGCUGCAGAGCGCAGGACACAGCGUAGGAAAGACCUGGCCAAACUGACUCUUGACUUUUACAAAAACCACCCAAAGGAAUUCAUCGGCUGCUUGAAUGUUCAGAUGACCCUCUAUGGGAUGUACUCAAUGUCAUAUGACCUGCAGUGCUACCAUGCCAAGAGAAUGUUGAGGGAGGCUCUAAGAUGGACUCUGUUUAGCAUGCAAGCCACUGGUCACGUUUUACUGGGUACUUCAUACUAUAUGCAAAAUCUUAUUGACGAGGAUGAAAAAGCUGAGGCACAACUGAUUGCUUCCAGAAAGACAAACAAACUCUUUCAGGCCAUCCAAUGGAAGAAAUCAGUAGCUGAUCACAUUAACUAGAAAUCUGGGUGCCUUGGAAACCAUUGUGGUGUUAUUUUACCUAUGUUACUGGACGAUAAUCACAGAAGCAUACACACCAUGCAUUCUUUCAGAGCAAAGGUUUUGCUAUGAAAGUAAUCCUGAAUCUACUGUGUUUGUUAUAUUUUGCUAUUUGCACGUAUUAGUUUUAGAUACAUUGCCCAAAAAAUGGAGUUAUUAAUAUUUAUUCCUAUUUUUAACUGUUAAGAAUAGUGUCUGUUGUAUUUUUCCUUGAAUUAAAUAUUGAGUUUUAAAGCUUCA
Molecule: messenger RNA, 1243 nt
Organism: Tachysurus vachellii
Lineage: Eukaryota; Metazoa; Chordata; Actinopteri; Siluriformes; Bagridae
Gene: cidec
Product: cell death inducing DFFA like effector c
Exons: 6
Coding region: 242-964 (240 amino acids)
Biological process (GO): apoptotic process; regulation of apoptotic process
Source: RefSeq, a predicted model, not a curated record